This is a messenger RNA of Paramacrobiotus metropolitanus, 874 nucleotides long. RefSeq names its product thiosulfate:glutathione sulfurtransferase-like. NCBI's taxonomy places the organism in Eukaryota, Metazoa, Tardigrada, Eutardigrada, Parachela, Macrobiotidae. Gene Ontology annotation, molecular function: thiosulfate-cyanide sulfurtransferase activity. Gene Ontology annotation, cellular component: mitochondrion. The transcript has a single exon. The record is from RefSeq and is a predicted model, not a curated record. The coding region runs from base 150 to 614 and encodes 154 amino acids.
AAAACCUGCAACAUAAUUAUUAAUAACAGGCUUACCGUGCAUACUGCAUGCUGUACUUAUGAUAGAGCACUAACCGUAAAUGUGCAUGUACUGUACGUCGAAACCGGUUCAAAAUAGCAAGAACCAGGUGCUUUUACCAAACAGCAAAAAUGUUAACGCACGGCUCGCAGUCGUGUGGUGCUUCUCCAAGCACACAGAUCGUGAUAGUGUUUUUCCUGGUUGUGUCAAUUGCAAUGUCCACAGACGGCAUUCUUAGCAACACCGGGACCGAUGUCACAUUCGAAGAAAUGAAGCGUCUGUCCGACAUGGGCGCGAUGAACCUCAUCGAUGUGCGGGAGCCAGCGGAACUCGCCAAGGACGGAGCAAUUCCCUCGGCUGUCAACAUUCCUCUGGGGCAGUUCAAAGAUACACUGCGGCUGUCGCCAUCGGAACUGCAGGCAUUACACGGCCUCGCAGUUCAGGGUCAGGAUAGCGAGAUUAUUGUCAGUUGUCGCUCGGGUCGGCGAAGCACACUGGCCGCAGCGAUGGCGAGAGAACUGGGUUACACCAAUGUGCGCAAUUACGCGGGCGGUAUACUGGAAUGGAAUGCCAAAAUUAAUCCAAACGGGAGUUAAAAUGGCAGCUCUAAUCCCUGUAUUUCUGCCAUUGCUUCUUAUAAGGCGCGACAUGGUAUUAAACUAGUAUAAUAUAAGUAUAACUGUUACAAUAUAUCUUAAUAUCCGAGACACAUUACUGUGUAUUUUUCUCCUGUCCAUGUUGCGGCAUAUUCUCAUUAUUCACCUGUGGUACAACGUAUUAUGCAUUAAUUAAAAACAUCACAGUUUUUACAACAUAAAAACUUCGUUAAACUUUUCCGCUCCUUCCAUUGUACCCA